AAGUCCUCUCCUGGUGCCUCGGCACCCGCACUUCAGCCUGAGGUCUGUACCCAGCCUGAUGCCUGUACCCAGCCUGAUGCCUGUACCCAGCCUGAUGCCUGUCUUCAGCCUGAUGCCUCUACUCAGCCUGAUGCCUCUACUCAGCCUGAUGCCUCCACUCAGCCUGAUGCCUCUACCCAGCAUGAUGAACUGAUCCAGCCUGAUGAUCCUAUUAGGCCAGUUGACUCGAUGCCCGCUGUUGAUCCAGAUGAUCCGGUACCUGAUCCGGUGCCCGCUGUCGUGCCAAUUGACUCAGAGCCCGCUGUCGUACCUGGUGACUCGGUGCCCACUGCCUUGCCAGAUGACGCGGUGCCUGCUGGCGAGCCAAAUGACCUGAUGCCUGGUGACCCAGUGCCCGCUGUCGAGCCAGACGAUCCAAUGCCUGGUGACCCGGUGCCUGCUGCUCCGCCUGGGGGCCCGGUGCCUGUUGCUCCGCCUGGGGGCCCGGUGCCUGUUGCUCCGCCUGGGGGCCCGGUGCCUGUUGCUCCGCCUGGGGGCCCGGGGCCUGCU
Molecule: messenger RNA, 549 nt
Organism: Staurois parvus
Lineage: Eukaryota; Metazoa; Chordata; Amphibia; Anura; Ranidae
Source: the annotation of a GenBank genome assembly